GCCCUGCGCCCGUUCGAGCUUGGAGCCAAGCGGUUGACCCGCGCAGUGCGCACUCCGCGCAGUAGUUCUCAUCGUGGCAAUCGUGGUGCGGUCAGCGGUACGGCGGGACGGCGGCCGUGUCGUGGUGGUCGCGACACCGCUCUCACGCGCGCGCCGACGACGAGAUAUUCAUUCAGCGUGUCCUCGUACUCCUCGUCCUCGGUCCUCGUACGGUCCCGUUUUCGCGUCGCUCUUAGGACUUGGGACAGCUCGCGGUGAGCCGAUGAGGUGAUGCGCGAUUCCGCGACGGGCCCAGACGUUGGAUCGCCCAGAGGGUGACCCGGAGGUUUUCGCAGGCCUAAUUCCAAAUUCGCCAAUAAUGCUGAACUCGAGGGACACCAGCAGAUGAUCUCUGAUAUAGGUUAGUGCGAGUAAGAAGCACUGCAACAACGGACAUCUAAAUGUCAGGAGGUGUCCUCGCAUAGCGCUGAGUGCUGCGGCCAGGCAUUCUUAAACAUGGCCACGUAUCAAGUCGACUACCAGUGGGCUUAUUCCAUAAUGGAUUCAUCCAGGAUAUCCACUUUCCUAAUAUCAAUUCUACUGAUAGUUUACGGUAGUUUCCGAUCUCUAAACAUGGAGCAGGAGGCGAGGGAAAGAGAAAAGGAGAAGGAACGUAGUAAUUUAUUGACUGGGAUUACGAGCAACACCAGCGCCGGUAACCCGGACGGCGCUAACGGGGGAAGAGUCCAAACUCUCGAUACGAUGCAUGCUCUCUGUCUACCUCUCGGUGCUUCCAUUUCUCUACUCGUCAUGUUUUUCUUUUUCGACAGUAUGCAGAUGCUUCUCGCAAUCUGUACAGCCAUUAUAGCUACGGUUGCAUUGGCGUUUCUUUUAUUGCCCAUGUGUCAGUAUAUCAUUAGACCGUGUUCCGAUGGUAACAAAAUAUCUUUCGGUGUCUGCGGGAGAUUCACCGGUGCGGAAUUACUCUCGUUUUCGCUCAGUGUGAGUAUAGUAUGCAUCUGGGUCUUGACCGGACACUGGCUACUGAUGGAUGCGAUGGGUAUGGGCUUGUGCGUGGCAUUUAUCGCAUUUGUUCGACUACCUAGUCUCAAGGUAUCCACAUUGUUGUUAACCGGACUGCUGAUUUACGAUGUCUUCUGGGUUUUCUUUUCGUCCUACAUAUUCAGCACAAACGUAAUGGUUAAGGUAGCAACUAGGCCUGCGGAUAAUCCAGUAAGUCUCGUGGCUAGAAGAUUACACUUAGGCGGCGUGGCGAGAGCCGCGCCGAAACUACCUUUACCUGGAAAACUGGUUUUCCCAUCGAUGCAUCAAGCGGGACACUUUUCGAUGUUGGGCCUCGGCGAUGUAGUCAUGCCGGGUCUUCUGCUCUGUUUUGUCUUGCGAUACGACGCAUAUAAAAAAACUCAGCUAUUGCCCGGCGGCUGUGAAACUGGAGUACCACCGCCGCGCCACUUGAGCCGAAUUAGCUAUUUUCAUUGCUCCUUGAUCGGUUAUUUUCUUGGUCUACUUACCGCCACUGUAAGCUCUGAGGUGUUCAAAGCUGCGCAGCCUGCCUUAUUGUACCUUGUGCCCUUCACUUUGUUGCCGUUACUCACGAUGGCGUAUCUGAAGGGAGAUUUGCGUCGGAUGUGGAGUGAACCAUUCAUAUCUCAACAACCUUCUAAACACAUGGACGUUUGACAAGAGUCAUGGGUCUUUAUAUAUUGUGUUGCAUUGGAGGCAAAAUUCUUGCAUGAGAUUCACCGUCAUAUAACUUCACAUUUUUAUUUUCAUCAAUGUCAUUUAAUGUAAGUAAUUUUUUCUACACAUACACACAUGUGCGCAAUUCAUUCGCAUUCUUUUUUAAAGUCAAUAUGACAUACAGAGAAUAAAUCAGAUCUAAGGAUCAAUUAUGAUUAUUUGCGAUGCAGAAAUACAUGUAAAAAUACAUUAUACCGCAUAAAUAAUUUAAAUGUAAUAUAAUGUCACGAAUGUAAUGUUAGCGGUGCAAAGAACUUUUUACCGAAACGAUAGAGGACGAAAAAGUCUCUGAGAAUAUUUCUGGAAUGCCAAAUAACACGUAUAUUAUUGGCAUUCUUUCUGUGUCUUAACUUGAUGUUGAGUAUAUGGAUAGACAUUGUGCACAGUAGAUGAUACAACCGAUAAUUAUCGUCAUUUCGAGCUAAUAAGUAAUAACUAAAGACUAUGUAUCACGUGGUUAAUUUAACGAAUGAAGGAAGGUCUUACUUCUACUAUAGAGUCAUCGUAAGAAAUAAAAUAUUCUCAAAAUAUUUACUUUUGAUCGAACAAAAAAAAAAUAGAGAACUAAAUAUUACUCCCACAAAAUUCAGUUACAAAUGACUGGCAAGACUCAUCGCAUUUUUAGUUCGCUAUUUUGGUUCACUAUACUCAAUCAGAAUCGAAUUACUUGCGAAUGUGUAGCUAUGAAUAGGAUAAUUUAUAAACUGUUUGAAUAUUUAGAUAAGAAUCCAAUACACAUAUAUGUGUAGGUUGUGACUUUGUUUUAAAGUUGGUUUAACGCUGAGCAAAGUAGUAAUACUAAAAGUAAAUGUAUAUAUUUAUUAUCAUUUUCGUAAACUUUUAAGGGGGCACGAAGUUUUGCGAUAAUCAACGGCACGCUUUUCGAUAUCACGUUUUGUUUUGCUACUUGUUAAUAAGUCAUAUCUAUUUCGGAAGUAUAGUUCAUUGUCAUUCUCAAUAUGUAAGUAGGAGGUGAAGUACGAAAUUGCGUUGUUAAAGAUAAUUGAUAAUCACAGGAAGGUUUGUUUCAACAAAAAAAAAGGCUUUCUAAACGAGCUCUUGCUAUGGAUAGGCCAUCCGAAAGACUUUAUAUGUUUAUUUAAAGACAAGACUGAAGAUAAUAUGUAUCAAAGCCAAUUUAUUAAGUAACUCUUCUGAAAGAUAAACGAGUUUUUCCAUUCUACCAUUCUCUUAGAUCAAUAUCUAUAAUAUCGUAGAGAUUAAUGAAAAAUAUAACAUAAUAUAUUCUAAUAUAAUACAAUACUAUGUAUCUAAGAGAGGUGGAAUUAUAACGACUUUCAUAUUUGUUUCUUAUAAUAGGUUACGUAAAACUCAUAAUCACAAUUCAAUUACACAUUUAACGAUUGCCUGAAUCAUUUUUUUAUAUCGUUAUACUCAGCGAAUUAAACUAUAUACGUACAUCAGAACAAUCUUUCAUAAUUUAUGGUUCUUCGGAUAAACAUUAUCAUAGGUUUUUUUUAAAUAGUAUUUUUUCAGUUUGAUAGAAAAAUAUAAUAGGGAAGGUGAAGUAUUCGGCAUUUUGAAUUAACUUAAUCUGUGUAUAUUAAUAACAUCAUACACAUGUAUGUUAAUGUAGAAAAACAAAAUCUAAAUUUUCUCUUAUAAACAGAAGGCAUUUCGUCUCGUUAACUUUAUAAUAGUUAUGUUUUUAAUAUUACCUCGUUCUUCAUUUGCCUACCUGUCCAUAGCACAAGCAAUUUAUUCUCCGUCAUUAUCAUAUGCAAUGUCAACCGAACCAUUUUUUUUUUUAUAAUAACCACAUAAAUUAAGUAAUCAAAUAUAUUUUACUUCCAUUACUUUUUCCGAAAAUUACGAAAAUACGUUUGUAAAAUGGUUUUAAUCAAUUUUAAACCAAUUUAUAUAUUUUCUUAAAGAGUAGUUUUCAACCGUGACUAAUGCUCAAAUUACCAAUUUAUUUCUCAGUAUUUUUCUUUCUUUUUUUAUUCCUAUCCAAGUUACGUACACUGCAACAUGACAUUUAUAUUUUUAUAAUGUACAUUUCGAAUUUGUUUUUCUCUUCCAAUGUACAUACGAAUAAUCUCGAGAGGUAAACUUCACAGUAAGAUCUACGUAAUGCCUCUAUAAAGAGAUUUUUGCUUAUUAAGCAAAUAAUCGAAUGCAAUGAAUUUUGAAUACGACGUAGCGUGUAUCUUUAAGGAAACGUUCAAGUUUUCGGACAUAGAUUAGUGCAAUAUAAUUUAUAAUUUAUAUCGCAAGAGGUAUCACAUAAUACUUUUGUUGUACUAAAGUAAUUGUGUAUUUCCCCGUUUUGCUUACAACGACUCCUUCGAUCGAUGAGUGUUUUUGUACAAAAGAAGUUAUAAGGCAUAAUAAUUAUAGAAAUCGUUUAUAAUAAGAUUACAACUUAGUUUAUGGCAAAAAUGAGAGGUACAUUAAUUAUAAUACUUAUUUUCUUUUUCUAAUAUAAAUAUUAAACCAUGUUUUUUGCUGGACAUCCUAAACUCUAACGAUUUAUUUAUUGACUAGAAAAAUUAUGUAAAUUUCAGGAAAAUGUACAUAAAAUAAGUACUCGACUGUCCUUCAGUUUUUCCACAAACUAAGUGACGCGAUAAAAAAAGAACAGAUACUAUAUAUUAGAGAUAUGACGUAUGAUAGUGACAGAAUGAUCAAGGAACAGGUUUAAAUAAAAAUCAAGAGUUAAACCGUAUACACACAAAUAUUAUUAAAUGCUGGAUAUUAUAUAGGUAAUAUACUAAAGAGCACUUGCUUGUACCGUUGCAAUUCUCGACUUGCAUGUGUACAGCUAUGUACAUUUUUAUAUAUAAUAAAACCUGGCCAUUUUCAUAUGGUCGCGUUUGAAAAGUAAAGCUAUUGAUAACAAAUCCA
This is a messenger RNA of Temnothorax curvispinosus, 4608 nucleotides long. RefSeq names its product signal peptide peptidase-like 3 (gene SppL). Gene Ontology annotation, molecular function: aspartic endopeptidase activity, intramembrane cleaving. Gene Ontology annotation, biological process: membrane protein proteolysis. Bases 496 to 1680 code for a protein of 394 amino acids. NCBI's taxonomy places the organism in Eukaryota, Metazoa, Arthropoda, Insecta, Hymenoptera, Formicidae. The transcript has 7 exons. The record is from RefSeq and is a predicted model, not a curated record. Gene Ontology annotation, cellular component: lumenal side of endoplasmic reticulum membrane; Golgi-associated vesicle membrane; cytoplasmic side of endoplasmic reticulum membrane.